Drosophila grimshawi is the source of this 1295-nucleotide messenger RNA. Its product is annotated as solute carrier family 41 member 2. Gene Ontology annotation, biological process: monoatomic cation transport. The record is from RefSeq and is a predicted model, not a curated record. NCBI's taxonomy places the organism in Eukaryota, Metazoa, Arthropoda, Insecta, Diptera, Drosophilidae. Gene Ontology annotation, molecular function: monoatomic cation transmembrane transporter activity. Bases 11 to 1294 code for a protein of 427 amino acids. The transcript has 2 exons. Gene Ontology annotation, cellular component: plasma membrane.
AUUUUGCUUGAUGAUUUCAUCAAGUGGAGGGAUACCGCCCACUGUUGAGGCAGUUGACGUUCCCGCUGCUCGACCAAAUUUGCCGGAGCUAGAUGAGGAUGCCGAUGAAGUGUAUAGGGAGCCAUGGUAUGCAACACUCAUCCAGAUCCUGAUACCGUUCGGGCUGGCCAGCCUGGGCACGAUAACGGCGGGAGUGGUGUUCGGCAAUGUGGAGAACUGGUUGGUGUUCAAGCAGAUGCGAGAGUUGACAAUGAUCGUGCCGGGACUAUGCGGCCUGAAGGGUAAUCUCGAUAUGUGCGUCGCAGCGCGUCUCUGCACCCAUGCGGCGUUGGGACAUUUGCGGCAAUUCUCCAAUAUACGCAACAUAAUCAUUGGGAAUGUGGCACUGGUGCAGGUGCAGGCGAUCAUCAGCUCCUUACUGCUGGCCAUCUUCACAAUGAUCAUCAAGUGCAUUGUGAGCAACACUUUGGACUUGAGCAAUUUGACUACACUGAUUUCCGCAUCGAUUAUAACCGCAUCCACAUCCUGUUUGAUCUUGGACUCAGCGCUGCUGUUGGGUAUUUUAUUCUCGCAGCGUUAUCGCUUUAAUCCGGACUAUUUUGCCACGCCCAUUGUGGCCUCAAUUGGGGAUGUGACAUCGGUCAGCAUGCUCGCCUUUACCGCCGCCAGUCUCUACGAUCUGAGGUGGGUCAGUGUGCUCAUCGUUGGCUCCUAUCUGCUGGUGCUAUUGCCCUUCUGCAUCGCCCUGGCUCUACAUAAUGCGCAAACACGUCCUGUGCUAUUUUAUGGCUGGAUAUCGGUGAUUGGCGCCCUGUGCAUCAGUGAAUUUUGUGGCUUUAUCCUUGGCGCUUCGGCGGAGCAAUUUAAUGGCUUCACUUUAUUCUCGCCGGUUAUCAAUGGCAGUGCCGGCAAUUUGAUAUCGGUUCAAGCGAAUAAUAUGAGCUCGCUGUUGCACCAGCGAACACCACUGGGAAAACUGCCGAAGGGCACCAGGAUCUUUGAGAUGCCGCAGCAUGCGCUGUGCUAUGGGACAAUCUAUUCGCGUGUCUCGCGUCUUGUGAUCGCCAUUUCGAUACCCGUGGCCAGCUUAUUGCAACUGAUUAUUCUGUUGUUGUCGGCACAUGUCCUUGUGCAUGCUCUAUGGAUAUUUAAGAUUGAUCCGGAUAGCGCGGCGAUACCAUAUUUGACGGCAUUCGGGGAUAGUCUGGGCACUGGUCUGUUGGCCAUCACUUUUCUCAUCGUACAGGGGAGCAAGUAUGAGUAUUGUACUAAUAAAUCGCCUUGGUUGAAUUAAA